UUUUAGAAGUGUCGAUAACAGUUGUCUCCCUUACAAUGGUUUAGCAUCUAUUUGGAAAAAUGAGUUAGGAUAAUUAAAGCAAGAAAAAUGAGUAGUAGCAGAGGGAGAAAGCUUAAGCCAAAAAGCAUUAGUCCUACUACGGUCACUCCCUCCAAGAAGAGACGCCCUAGCACACCAGCUGUAGCACCAGCUCCAGUGACCAUUAAAGUUGAACCAGAAGAGGAGAUAGCUCCAACAGCCAGCCGUGAAGACAGUCCUGCUCCUUUAGAAUGUCUGGAUAAAAUUCCUGUGUUUAAAAAUAAAAAUUUUGUGCAUUCCUGUGUAGGUAAUAGUGGAACAAAGAAAACAAGAGUUUGGAAAAAUCUCAAGCAAAUCAUUGCAACAGAGAAAACACAACCAUGGAGACCGGAUGAUGUCACAUAUAACUCCAUAGAUGCUCCUCCAUCUUUCAAACCAGCUAAGAAAUACUCAGAUCUCUCAGGACUUGCUGCAAGCUACACAGAUCCACAAACAAAACUGAGAUAUGCUACCGCCGAAGAAUAUUCUAGGAUAAGCAUGAUGCCCAGUGACCUAGUUAGUGGUUGUCUAGCAUUAAGGAAAGCUAAUGCCCCUGUGCCUUGAAUAAUAAACUUUGAAUGGUACAAAUGUGUAAAAACUGUGAUAUUGCGGUAAACAGCUGUAUUACGAACUUGUAAAAAGUUGGGUAAUAUGUAAAACCAACCAUGACCAUGGAUAAAAAGUAAAUAAAAUGUGUACUUAUGUUAACAUUCUGUGCAAAAACUUAGUAAUAUGAAAUUAUCUUCAUAGUUCAGUAAAUGUCAGACAUAUAAAA
Molecule: messenger RNA, 832 nt
Organism: Mytilus californianus (California mussel)
Lineage: Eukaryota; Metazoa; Mollusca; Bivalvia; Mytilida; Mytilidae
Product: INO80 complex subunit C-like
Exons: 5
Coding region: 88-621 (177 amino acids)
Biological process (GO): chromatin remodeling
Cellular component (GO): Ino80 complex
Source: RefSeq, a predicted model, not a curated record